Messenger RNA from Monosiga brevicollis MX1, 430 nucleotides. RefSeq lists its product as uncharacterized. NCBI's taxonomy places the organism in Eukaryota, Choanoflagellata, Craspedida, Salpingoecidae. The annotation marks the transcript as partial. The record is from RefSeq and is a predicted model, not a curated record. The transcript is spliced from 2 exons.
AGACCUCACUCCCACCACUGACAAGAGCACCUCUGCCCUUUCCUGUCAGUGGUCAUCGAACAGCCAUCCCAUCUCACUGAUCCAGCAGCCGCAGCCGCAGCAGGACGGCAAACGUCUCUUGUUGCUUACCGGCUCAAGUUGUAAAAUGCUGCUCCGACCCACUGGCUCUCUCUCUCUCUCUCUCUCUCUCUCUCUGUUCUGUGCCACCUCAGAGAAAAGAUUUUUGAGAAACGUUAAAGAGAUAAAAACUCGUCAAGCACACGUCAAGUAUGCCGACGGCAGCCGAGAUCCGAGGCUCUCCUCCUUGUUUGCCAAAGGCUCACAAGCCCACACCUGGAGCAGCAAGAACCAUGGGACCAAGACACGGCCGUCACCAGCUCUCAAUGCCAUGCCGGCUGCCAUUUCAGAACCGCCUAAGGGGGUGUGUUAG